AUGAUGCAACAGCCAGGAGGAAUGGCUCCACCGCCCAUGGGAAUGGAUCAUCAUCAGCAGCAGCCUCCACAGCAACAGCCGUACCCACCGCAGCAGUGGAUGAUGAUGCCGCCGCAGCAGCACCAGCCGGCUCAGGCGCAGCCGCCUUCAUUCUGGCCUCAGCAGCACUACGGUGUGUCGCCUGAUAACGCGGCCUCCGCUGGGCAGGCAGGUGGCGGAACGGAUGAGGUUCGAUCUCUGUGGGUUGGGGAUCUUCAGUACUGGAUGGACGAGAAUUACCUCAGCAACUGCUUCUACAACAGCGGAGAGUUUGUAUCUGCUAAGGUAAUUCGUAACAAGCAAACUGGCCAAUCCGAGGGGUAUGGCUUCCUUGAGUUCAGGACUCGUGCUGCUGCUGAAAAUAUACUUCAAACAUAUAAUGGUACAACAAUGCCCAAUUCUGAACAGCCUUUCCGCAUGAACUGGGCCUCUCUAGGUGCUGGAGAUAAGCGCUCAGAUGGCGGGCCCGAGCACACAAUUUUUGUGGGGGAUUUGGCUGGUGAGGUCACAGAUUACAUCUUGCAGGAAACUUUCAGGGCUGUGUACCAAUCUGUCAGGGGUGCAAAAGUUGUUACUGAUAGGAACACUGGACGUUCAAAGGGUUAUGGAUUUGUCAAAUUUGCGGAUGAGAGAGAGCAACAAAGGGCAAUGACUGAGAUGAAUGGUGUGGUCUGUUCAAGUCGGCCGAUGAGAAUUGGCCCUGCAGCUAAUAAAAAGCCUAUGAGUGGCCCAACUCAAACAGCUUCGUAUCAGAAUUCUCAAGGAAAUCAGGGCGAGAGUGAUCCUAAUAAUACAACAAUAUUUGUUGGUGGUCUUGAUCCCAGUGUGACAGAGGACUAUCUGAAACAAGUUUUCGCUCAGUACGGUGAGGUGGUCCAUGUUAAGAUACCAGCAGGCAAGCGUUGUGGGUUCGUUCAGUUUGCUGACAGGUCCUGUGCUGAGCAAGCUUUGUCCAGCUUAAAUGGUACCCCGCUAGGAUCUCAGAGCAUCCGACUCUCGUGGGGUCGCAGUCCUUCAAACAAGCAGUCUCAACCGGAUCAGAACCAGUGGGGCGGUGGAGGGUAUUAUGGUGGAUAUACACAGGGACAGGGGUAUGAAGGGCAGGGUGGGUAUGCUCCACCUCAAGACCCUAACAUGUAUUACGGAGGCUAUUCUGGAUAUGCAAAUUAUCAGCAGCCACCACCACAACAGUGA
Molecule: messenger RNA, 1233 nt
Organism: Striga hermonthica
Lineage: Eukaryota; Viridiplantae; Streptophyta; Magnoliopsida; Lamiales; Orobanchaceae
Source: the annotation of a GenBank genome assembly